Messenger RNA from Paraglomus occultum, 2451 nucleotides. The record is from the annotation of a GenBank genome assembly. NCBI's taxonomy places the organism in Eukaryota, Fungi, Glomeromycota, Glomeromycetes, Paraglomerales, Paraglomeraceae.
AUGGGUAAAAAUACGCCCAAGAAUAAUUCUCCAAUCAUAAUACCAAUUGCUCCCAUCGAAGACGAACCAUUAUCCAGCAUGGUUGAGAAUGCAAAAGUAACGGCAACUGACACCUCGCCCCCGCUACCAGCAUUAAUGACCGAAAACGAUAAUCGGGAGAUCAUAUUGCAAUCAACAGGAAACGGAAAUGGGGAUUCCGAGGAGAGGAAUUUGACGUUGCAUCAUCCGGGACACUUCCGCGAAGAUCCAGUUGGAUUUAUGAUGGCGAUGGGCGCAUUUUAUCAAGGAACCGGAUGGAGAAGUUACAAAAAUUAUAUUGGGGCGCGGAUUCUAUAUGAAGGCUACACGGAAGAAACCAAAGAACGAGUGCUAAAUAGCGAAAGAGUUCGUUACAUGAUUGCUUAUCUUGCUGAAAAACAGGCCAAUAUACUAGCUGCUACGUCACCAAAUGUCGAUUUAAAGAUUAUCGGAAGAAAGAAGAAACAUUUUGAGAAGGAGUUGGAGGCCGUAGCUAAUCAGAUGGUUGAGAAGCUCGUUGCCGAUUUGAGUAGUUUGAGAUUUAUAAGGUUAUUUGGAUUUUUCGUAAACAACAUCCUAGUGAGAAUGUACCAUCAAGGCGUUCAUAUAUCGGAGCGAGAGUUUUUGGAGGCAAGUAGGCUUGUCUAUGAAUCAUCGUCUCAACUCCGUCGAGUAGCUAUUAUAGCUGCCCAGAACAACCACUCUCUUGUAAUACUCCCCUGCCAUAAAUCCCACAUCGACUACCUCGUUGUCUCUUACAUUUUCUUUCGUCUUGGCUUAGCUCUCCCUCAUAUUGUCGCAGGUGAUAAUCUUAACUUACCCAUUGUUGGACGCAUUCUCAAAGGUGGUGGCGCAUUCUUCAUUCGCCGAUCUUGGGGUGAAGACUUGCUUUACGGUUCUGUUGUUAAAGAAUAUGUCGAAGGACUUUUGGAACGGGGACAUAACGUUGAAUGUUUUAUCGAGGGGACGCGGAGUCGAACGGGAAAAUUGUUGCCACCAAAAUUAGGUGUCUUGAAAAUAAUGUUAGACUGUGUAUUAUCCGGAAGGGCAAAGGAUUGUUGGAUUGUACCCAUGUCGAUCCAGUAUGAUAAAGUUAUUGAGACGGAGACAUAUGUUAAUGAACUGCUGGGGAAUCCGAAAGAAAAAGAAAGUCUAUGGGGGAUAAUGACGAAUACGAGGCUGUUGCAGCUCAAGUGGGGAAGGAUCGUUGUGCGAUUUGCAAAGCCUUAUUCGUUAUCACAAUUCGUUCAGGCUCAAGUAGGGCGGAGAAGGGCGUUUGAUCCGACCAACGAACAGAACAAAGUCAUACUAUUACGAGCAUUAGGAUAUAAAGUCUUGUCAGAUAUUGGUGUGGGUCGAGCCGAAUUAAUCCGACGCGUGGAUUGGCUGAAAGCCGCUAUAGUAAUGAAGGGAGGACAUGUCGCUGAUUUUGGUGACAUGACAACGGGAGAAAUAGUUGACCGCGCAAUGAAUGUAUUAAAGGACUUGAUAAAGGAGAGAAAAGACUUGCUGGAGACUGUAUUUUGUGCAGAGAAUCGUUUCGAGUUAAGUUUCUAUCGUAACCAGGUUAUCCACUUGUUUGUUUCCGAAGCUAUCGUUUCUGCGGCCAUGUACACAAAAAUCAAAAUCGGUGGAUCAAAAUCGACGCAAAGAUUCGACUUUCAUAAAUUGCUGGAAACCGUGACAUUUUUGUCCCAGUUACUCAAAGUGGAAUUUGUCUAUCGACCGGGAGAGAUCGAAAACAACUUGUAUGAUACUCUGGAAGGGCUUGUGAAAGAUAAUGUUUUCGUUUUCGAAGAUGGUACCGUAGGAUUAUCGGAUGCAGAAAGGGCUAUUGGUAGAGAAAACUAUGAUUUUUACUGUUUCUUAAUAUGGCCAUUCAUCGAGACCUACUGGCUAGCUGCUGUAAGUCUUUUCUCAAUGACGCCGCCCAGGUCUGCCACACUCCAACAAAAGAAUGCGAUAACCAAGAAGAAUCCAGUUCCUAUCACUUGGUUCGAUGAACGAGACUUUCAUAACAAGUGUCAGCUCUUUGGCAAAACCCUUUAUUACCAAGGUGAUCUUUCGUACUUUGAGGCAGUAAACAAAGAAACACUCAAAAAUGCAUUUAUCCGAUUAGAGGAGAUGAAUAUCAUACUGGUGAAACGCAGUCGAAAUACCAAAAUACUUCCGACCAUUGCUUUGAAUCCGGAGUACGUUCCAACACGGAAUGCUCAAGGAGCGAUAGAGCCAAAGGGAAAGUUAUGGGAUUUAGUCGAACAAAUCGGCAAGUUCAGACGGGAAGGCAAGAAUAGGAGAGAUAAUGCAACUGUCAGUUUUCGAGUCUUACGAUUGGCGGAAAUUGUCGGACAACCGUCUACGGCUGAUUUGGGAGUUAUGAAUAAUUUAAUGGGUCGAUCAGUCAAGACUGCACAGCCAGAGGCUAAAUUGUGA